Molecule: messenger RNA, 1080 nt
Organism: Phyllotreta striolata
Lineage: Eukaryota; Metazoa; Arthropoda; Insecta; Coleoptera; Chrysomelidae
Source: the annotation of a GenBank genome assembly
AUGGAUCCCGAAUCGUUUAAAGAACAAUUCAUCGUCGGCGAUUACAUAGUGAUAGAAUUGACGAGCGACGAUAUAUUCGAAGGAGAAAUAGCAGACUUAGCUUCUAGCAGAAUCGAUCUGAAGAACCCCAAACAACACAAUAACGACAACGAGCUUAGUGGAAUAUACACGUUCUACAGAAACGAAAUUGUUAGUAUAAAAAAAUUCAAGAAUGAAGUAAAAGAAAAAGCUUCCGACAGCCUCUUAAGCCAGCUCGAAGUUAACUUCAGCGGUUUGGAAAUAGUGGAAUCCGAAUACGACCGUUUAAAGGACAUGACCAGAGAUUUCGUGUACAUCGAAAAUGCUGAUUCGAGAUAUUUCGAUGCUGUGAAUGUGAUAUCGAAGGCCGAAACGAUCGGAGUAGCCGGAUUAGGCAUUGAAAAAUGCAGAGGAGGAUCGAUUAAAUUAUUAGCCAUAUGCACGUGGGAUCAAGUCUACCUAUUCGAUUUCAUUAAUGUGAAGCAGAAGAAGUUUUACGCUGAAUUAAAAGAAGUCUUCGAAGCGGAAUGUACAUGCAAAGUCAUCCACGAAGCCGGCCCUUUACUGGACAUACUAUACAGAGGAUACGAUGUGUUUGUUAAAAACGUAUUCGAUACUCAAGUUGUGGAUUUGAUCAUCAAAAAGAAAGAAACUGGAAAAAUACCUGUUAGUUUACAGAGCGUUUCUGAUUUACUGACCGAUUAUUUGAAAUUCCCUUCGCCUUAUUUGGAGAAAGCCAUGGCCACCACGAUUAAUAAAUGGUCCGAAAGGCCUCUGAGCACCCGAAGAAGAACAUACGCAUCGCAGUUGGUCGCUUACUUGAUAACCCUUAAGGAGCACAUGCAAAGGGUUCUGUUCGGGGAAAUCUACGAAGCCAUUGAAAAAGUGCACGAUUUCUACUUCUAUUUGGAUGGAUACAACUUUGAGAAAAGUUGGCAAGACAAGUUGGUGCCCAAACAGAUUCAGAAUCUAAUUCCUAAUUUGAGGAGGAAUCCCAUAGAGAGAGAUACUAUUGUCAAAACUAUGUCACCAACACCUUCUUUAGUGGACAAUCCGCAGUAG